Fulvia fulva is the source of this 1551-nucleotide messenger RNA. RefSeq names its product Beta-glucuronidase. The coding region runs from base 1 to 1551 and encodes 516 amino acids. The record is from RefSeq and is a predicted model, not a curated record. The transcript is spliced from 2 exons. NCBI's taxonomy places the organism in Eukaryota, Fungi, Ascomycota, Dothideomycetes, Mycosphaerellales, Mycosphaerellaceae.
AUGUGGUCUCCAUUAUUAUUGUUGCCCAUCGGGGCAUCGCUGACAUACCAGUCACCAUUGAUUGUCGAAAGACAGAACCCGGCAUUCACGAUAUCAGUCGCACAAAAUACUCCCAAUGGCGUAUCAGACAUUGUUGACAAAGGCUUCCCUGCCUUCGCCAUGUCAGGCCAUUCUUUCCACGAAUAUACCGGAACGAAGGCCAAUCCCAAUGUGUUUAGUCGCAACCUAUUGCAAUCGAUAUCUGAUAGAACUGGCCAGCCGGUCCAUAUUCGAGUGGGAGGCACGUCAGCCGAUUUCGCGAGAUACUCGCCGACACAGACCCAGCCGAUAGUCUUUCCUCCAGGUUACACUCCUGGCGCUAUACCAAAGGGAAUGACCAUUGGACCAUCCUGGUUCGAAGGCUUUGCGAACUUCCCAAACGUGAGGUGGACGUUCAUGUCAAAGCUAGCCAACUAUGGCCGAGACCAGUCAGCUCAAGAUACCGUGACUGUGGUCAGGCAGGCUCUCAGAAACAUUCCCAGCGGCAAUCUCGAUGCACUUGAAGUUGGCAAUGAGAUCGGUUACUACCCAUGCGCCAACCGCGAUUGCACUUACAACAUGCCGGCUUACAUCAACGAGUGGAGAGCUGUGUCAGGUGCAAUCGAUUCUGCAGUUGGGGCCCAAAAAUAUCAGGCACCUGCGCUAUAUGGAAAUGGCGGCAUCUGGACCGUCGGCAACGCUUUCGACAAGGGUCAGAACUCCAAGGGCAACAUCGUCUCAGCUGCGGUUCACCACUACAUGGAUGACAAGCCAGUCACAGUGGCACAGCUUCAGAGCAACUACAUGAACCACACUCGCAUCGCCAGGCAGCUUUCGCAAUACUCGGCGCCCGUCAGCUACCUCAAGACCAAUCAGCCAAACGUGCGUCUGCACCUUGCCGAGGACAACAGCAACACUUUCAGCAAGGACAAUGCCGACGUGCUAGGCGUCUUCGGUUCCACCCUUUGGCUUGCAGACUACAUGCUGUUUGCCUCGACCCUUGGGAUUGCACGCCACAAUAUCCAGCAGAGUACUGGCUUCAGCUACUCCAGCUGGCGAGCAGUCAACUACGACGGUAAAGCAGCUGCAGUACUGCCACCAUGGUACGCCCAUCCUUUCGUCGCAGACGUCCUCGGAAACACUAAUGAUGUCCGAAUUGCGGACCUCAAGCUCGGCAGAGACUUGUUCUCUGCCUACGGCAUCUACAAUGCAGGCACUGGCAAGAUUCAGAAGAUUGUCCUCAUCAACCUGAAAGACUACGCCACGAGCCACGGCACCCGUCCAUCGCAGACCGUCACCCUCAACGUCAACAACGCGAACUACAACAACAACGUUCGUGUUGAGAAGCUUACUGCACCUGACGCUCGCACCCAAGACGCCAGCAAGAUUACCUGGAAGGGUACCUCUUGGACAUUCGCAAGCCAGGGCAAGCCUGUGCAGGGCAUAUCCGACACCACUACCGUCCGAGCUUCGCGCGGACAAUUCACGGUCACAGUGCCAGCCGCCCAGGCUGUGCUGCUGACUUUGACGUAG